This is a messenger RNA of Quercus robur (English oak), 5539 nucleotides long. Its product is annotated as pentatricopeptide repeat-containing protein At1g18485. The transcript has 5 exons. Gene Ontology annotation, molecular function: zinc ion binding; protein binding; RNA binding. The coding region runs from base 56 to 2965 and encodes 969 amino acids. The record is from RefSeq and is a predicted model, not a curated record. Lineage: Eukaryota; Viridiplantae; Streptophyta; Magnoliopsida; Fagales; Fagaceae. Gene Ontology annotation, biological process: RNA modification.
CUGAACUGAACAAAUCCAACAGAUAAGAGUCCCCUCAGCUCUGCAACACCUCAACAUGGCUUCUACAGUGGCACCACCACUCUCACUACACCACCACCACCACCACACUCCCUUCGUUCCCACCCCAAUAUCAAACACUACCAAACAUUCCCUUCUUCCAAUCUUCACUCCAAAAGCAACUCUCUCACUCUCCACCAAAACCCACAACAAAAAAAGCAACCCUUUACUUCAAGAAAUAAACAAGCUCUGUGAGUCUCGGAACCUCACUGAAGCUCUGAAUUUCCUUCAAAAAACAAACGCUCUCAACAAUGCAGAAGCUAUGGGUGUCCUGUUACAGGCCUGUGGUCGCCAAAAGGACAUCGAGACUGGCCGGAAAGUCCACGAGCUGGUUUCGAAGUCGACUCAGUUCAGCAAUGACUUCGUUCUCAACACCCGUCUCGUUACCAUGUACUCCAUGUGUGGCUCUCCUUUGGAUUCUCGUUUAGUCUUCGAUGGGUUACAGAGGAAGAACUUGUUUCUUUGGAAUGCACUUGUUAGUGGGUACGUUAGAAAUGAGCUUUAUGAUGGAGCAAUCAGCUUGUUUAUGGAGCUUAUUUCGGUUACAGAGUUUAAACCAGAUAAUUUUACUUUGCCUUGUGUGAUUAAGGCUUGUGCUGGGCUUUUGGAUGUGGGGUUGGGGAAAGUGAUUCAUGGGAUGGCAAUGAAGAUGGGUUUGAUUUCUGACGUGUUUGUGGGUAAUGCGCUUAUUGCAAUGUAUGGGAAAUGUGGGUUUGUUGAGGAUGCAGUGGAGGUGUUUGAAUAUAUGCCUGAGAGGAACUUGGUUUCUUGGAAUUCCAUGAUUUCUGGGUUUUCUGAGAAUGGGUUUUUUAAAGAGUGUUAUAAUACGUUUAGGGAGAUUUUGAAGGGUGAGGAGGGUUUGGUACCGGAUGUUGCGACUAUUGUCACGAUAUUACCUAUAUGUGCAGCUGAAGGAGACGUAGCUAUAGGAAUGGUAGUUCAUUGUUUGGCAGUUAAGUUGGGGCUGAAUCAUGAUUUAAUGGUGAACAAUGCCUUGAUACACAUGUACUCAAAAUGUGGCUACUUAGCUGAAGCCCAAACUUUAUUUGCUAAGAAUGAUAACAAGAAUGUGGUUUCAUGGAAUACCGUGAUUGGAGGUUACUCUGGGGAAGGAAAUGUAUGCAGAUCAUUUGAUCUGUUACGGGAGAUGCAGAUGGAACCAUGGAAAAUGAAGGUGAAUGAGGUCACCAUAUUGAAUGUUUUGCAAGCUUGUUUAGGGGAAUCAGAAAUGCCUUGCUUGAAGGAACUUCAUGGUUAUUCAUUCAGACAUGGGCUUCAAGAUGAUGAAUUGGUGGCCAAUGCUUUUGUUGCAGCCUAUGCAAAGUGUGGGUCACUUAGUUCUGCCGAACAUGUGUUCUAUGGAAUUGAAACUAAGACAGUAAACUCUUGGAAUGCACUUAUUGGUGGCCAUGCACAAAAUGGUGAUCCAAGAAAGGCCUUAGAUUUGUACAUUCAAAUGACAUAUUCAGGCUUAGCUCCUGACUGGUAUAGCAUUGGUAGCCUUCUUUUAGCUUGUGCCCACCUGAAAUGUUUGCAUUAUGGCAAAGAGAUUCAUGGAUUUGCGCUACGAAAUGGUUUAGAAAUGGAUUCAUUUAUUGGAAUCUCAUUACUAUCACUUUAUAUUCAUUGCAGGAAAAUGUUAUCUGCAAGGGCAUUGUUUGAUAGGAUGGAAAAUAAAAUUUUAGUAUCUUGGAAUGCAAUGAUUGCUGGUUACUCACAAAAUGCACUUCCUGAUGAAUCCCUCAAUCUCUUCCGUCAAAUGCUUUCUAAUGGAAUUCAACCUUAUGAGAUUGCCAUAACAACUAUAUUUGGGGCUUGUUCUCAGCUGUCAGCACUGCGUUUGGGAAAAGAAAUUCAUUGCUUUACUUUAAAGGCUAACCUAACAGAAGACGUUUUUGUUGGUUGUUCACUCAUAGAUAUGUAUGCAAAAAGUGGCUGCAUAGAACAAUCUCAAAGGGUUUUUGACAGUUUAAAGGAGAAAGAUGAGGCAUCGUGGAAUGUUAUAAUUGCAGGAUAUGGAAUUCACGGACAUGGAAACAAGGCCAUGGAGCUAUUUGAAAAAAUGCAAACAUCAGGCCACAAGCCUGAUGGGUUUACAUUUAUAGGACUUCUAAUGGCAUGUAGCCAUGCUGGAUUGGUUAAAGAGGGGUUAAAAUAUCUCAACCAGAUGCAAAGUUUAUAUGGAAUAGAGCCAAAACUGGAACAUUAUGCCUGUGUUGUGGACAUGCUGGGUCGAGCUGGCCAAUUGGAUGAAGCUCUAAAGCUCAUACUAGAGAUGCCUGAAGAACCAGAUGCUGGAAUCUGGAGCUCAUUGCUCAGUUCCUGCAGAAUUUAUGGUGAUUUGGAUAUGGGGAUAAAAGUCGCAGAAAAGUUACUAGCACUGGAACCACACAAAGCAGAGACUUAUGUGCUACUCUCAAAUUUAUAUGCUGGGUCAGGGAAAUGGGAUGAUGUGAGAAGGGUGCGGCAAAUAAUGAAGGAGACUGGCCUUCAGAAAGAUGCUGGCCGCAGUUGGAUUGAACUUGGAGGGGAAGUUUUUAGCUUUGUUGUGGGUGAUGAGUUGCUACCAGAGUCAGAAGAGAUCCGAGAUGUAUGGAGAAGAUUAGAGGAAAAGAUUAGCAUAAUUGGAUAUAAACCCAACACAGAUUCCGUGCUUCAUGAAUUGAGAGAAGAGGAGAAGACUGAGGUGUUACGGGGACACAGUGAGAAGCUUGCAAUUUCUUUUGGGUUGUUAAAGACCACCAAAGGUGCAACACUGAGGAUCUGCAAAAAUCUGCGCAUUUGUGUAGAUUGUCAUAAUGCGGCUAAGUUGAUAUCAAAGGCUGUUGAAAGGGAAAUAAUUGUGAGAGAUAACAAACGCUUUCACCAUUUCAAAGAUGGGUUUUGUUCUUGUCAAGAUUAUUGGUAGGUGAAUGCGUGGGGCUGGGCAAGUAUUCUCCAAUCGUAUUUUGAGUGAAAAUUUCUCAGAGCGUAUCAAGGGGAUUCCAGCUGCACAAAUGAUUGCUUCAGCUUAUUCCCAUGCUCUCCCAUGUCCUUACGACUUUUACGAUAGUUGAUGCUGAAGUGCUGAUUUGAUUACUACACUUUCCUACAAUCAGUGAAAGGCUUCAAUAGCAAGUAUUCUAUAAAAUCAGGUAGCAUUGUAAAGAUUUUAUGCUAUGACCUUAGGUGAAAUUGCUUAUAUAUAAAUGAUGUGUGUUAGAUUAAUUUGGAAAUUUAGCGGUUAUAUUAUAACUAUUCUCUAAUUUGUUCUGUUUUAGUAAAUUGCUGUGUGCUAUGCCCUGGCCGUGGAAAGGUGAAUCUGUGUUCCUGAGAAUGGUACAUGCUGCAUAUGUGCAAGCAUUUGUUGCUUGUUGAAGUUAAUUGCAUAUUUGCUGGGAGGAUCCAUGCGAUCAGUUAGAUAAAUAAACUGGAUGUUGGAAUUAUGUCUUUGAAAGUAGUUGCAUCAUGAUGAGAGGCUUAAAAGUAAUCAUGUCUGUGUCGUAUGUAAAGAUGCAAAGUUCACAUUAAUGUGUAAUCAAUCAGUCCCUAGAGAAUAUGUUUGAUAUUGUAUGUUGAAAUCUAAUUGCACGAUUUGAAGAGGAAGUGUAUGAAUUUCAUUUUGUGUUGAAAAAAUAUUCACACUUUUUAACCCUAAAUAAAUCCUUUUUUUUUUUGGUUGAGGUGUUUUCUUACCCCUCAAAUCAAUGGUCCAGAUCUCUUCUUUGUUUUUACCCUAAUUAUUGCAUUAUAUAAAGUUAUAAACACAAACUUCUUUUCUAACCGUACUAUUUUGAUUCCUCAUUUAUUUAAUUUAUCUUUGCUCUCUUACGAUAUUAAUUCUUGCAUCCCUCAUGUCAUUUUCUUUUCCAAACCUAAAUAGAUGUGUGCAGGCAAAGUCAACUAUUUUCAUUGUUGCAAGAUUGAGUACCCAAAUUGUCUUCUCACCUGUAAAUCUCUCUAUUUCCAAUUCUAGUUCAAAUGGACAACACAUUCCACGAGGUAAAAAAUAAAUUCCAUACUUUUCAAAAAGUAGUUGUUAAUCUCGGUAACCUUCUUUAUAAACAAACUCACUCUUGAAUACUUUGGUAAGCUUACUGACUUUUAUUUAUUUAUUUGGUGUUUGAAAUCUGAUAAUUUUUUGUAUUUGGUGUUUAAAUUUCAAUUUCAAGUGUAUGAGAAACUUGGGGGAUUUGGAGGAUCGCAUAAGUUGGUUGCCAGAUGAAAUACUCAUCGCUAUACUGUCUUUGUUGACAAUGAAAGAAGCAAUCAAAACUCAUGUUCUUUUGCUUAGGUGGAAAUAUUUGUGGGUGUUCCCUGAUACUUUGGACUUCCAGUGCAGGACAUUGUGGGCCAAAAGAAAAAAAAUUCAAAAUCAAAAGAAGUUUGUGAAAAGGGUGAACUGUAUUCUAAAAUUAUAUUGAGCCUCAACUAUAGACAAGUUCAGAGUCUGUUUUGAGUUAGAUAAACAUUUUACACGUCACAUUGAUAAAUGGAUUGAUUUUGCAAUCUCAAAGAGAGUCAAAAGGCUUGAAUUGGACUUUACACCAUUGAUGACUAUGAACCAAUGUUAUACAUUUACACAUAAGCGGUUUACAAGGAUUAUAAAUUCUAUUGGAGAUUUCCUGACAUCCCUCACUCUAAUGUGUGUCAAUGUAACCGGCAAGCUUCUGGAUCACUGCCUUUCCAAUUGUCCUGUGCUUGAAAGGUUACAAUUCUCUAUCUCUAGUGAGACUGAAAAUUUACAGUCCGUCACUGCAGUUGUAGUACCUACACAUAAUAAAUUAUUCACAAAUUAAAAGUAUUGAAAUUUUUGCUCCAAAUCUUGAGUAUUUUGGAUUUGUUGGUUCAAGAAUAGAGUUCUCUGUUAAUUAUGCACCCCGUCUUCUAGAUGUACUUGGUGGAAUAUAUUUCUCACCUAUGAGUUAUUUAUUUUGCCCUCUGUCAAGCUACUUGUCUCAACUACAGUGUUUGAAACUCGACAUUUGCCAUUGCAAUUAUAGUGAAUUGGAAUACCCUGAAUUGAAGUGAGUUGCUGCAUUUGUUGAUGGAAACCUCCUUGGCUUAAUCUCUAUAAUAGAAGCGACACAUGUUUUACAUAAAUUUUCCAUGGAGUUGACAUGUUUUGCGUGGUCUAAAUGCCCACAUAAAUAUAGAGAAUCAAGGAAGGCGAUGAAACAUCCCAAUGAACACCUCAAGGUGGUGGAAAUAGAUGGAUUUGUUAUUAAUCCUCGUAAUCCACAUUUAGUGGGAACUCCUCAGGAUAAAGAGAACGAAGGCGCCAGAGAAUGUGCUGAGCAACUAAAGAAACAUCUACCCCUAGGAGCUGAGUUAAUUAUAUUGUAAUCAUCAUCAUUAAUAUUAGCAAGUGAUUAUGUGUGAUUAUCUAUAUAUUAGAGAUUUUAAAUUGUUUUUACUGUAAUGAUAUUUGAUUUUAUAUCCAAGCGGUUGUGACAUGGACUGCUAAUUGUUAAAAUGUGAAGGUUGUGCCUUCUGUUGUUUC